Molecule: messenger RNA, 1242 nt
Organism: Prunus dulcis (almond)
Lineage: Eukaryota; Viridiplantae; Streptophyta; Magnoliopsida; Rosales; Rosaceae
Product: NDR1/HIN1-like protein 13
Exons: 2
Coding region: 171-935 (254 amino acids)
Cellular component (GO): plasma membrane
Source: RefSeq, a predicted model, not a curated record
UCUCUCUCUCUAUAACACCUACCUUUUUUCUUUACUCUCUCUAGGCUCCAAAACAAGCCCCAAAACAUCUCUCUCUCUCUCUCUCUCUCUCUCUCUCUCUCUCUCUUUCUGAACCAAGCCAGCUUUAUCAAACACCUUCUCCAUCUCUCUCUCUCUCCUACACAAACACCAUGGCAGACAGAGUCUAUCCUACAGCGAAACCGGCUACCGCGGCCCCCGCCACAGCAGCCAACCCCGCCUUCCCCGCCACUAAGGCCCAACUCUACAGCAACACGCGCCCAGCCUACCGUCCCCAACCCCACCACCGCCGCCGCAGCCGAAGCCGCUGCUGCUCCUGCUGCCUCUGGAUCAUCUUCCUCAUCCUACUCCAGCUCGUCAUCGUCGCCGCCCUCAGCGCAGCCUUCUACGUCUUCUACCGCCCCCACCGCCCUUCCUUCUCCGUCACCUCCCUCAAGCUCCAAACCUUAAACUUCACCACCAACUCCCACCUCACCUCCAGCUUCAACCUGAACAUCACCGCUCGAAACCCGAACAAGAAACUCGUGUUCAUCUACAACCCCAUGGCCAUCUCCAUCUACUCCAACGACGUCGACAUCGGCGACGGAAUCAUACCUUCCUUUGUGCAUGGGAAGAAGAACACGACGCUGUUGAAGGCAAAGAUCGCGAGCAGCGGGAAAGAGCUUCAGAGCAGUGAAGUGAGUGCUUUGAAGGCUGACAUUAAGAGCAAAAGUGGGCUGCCAUUGAAGGUCAGGUUGGACACUAAAGUGAGAGUGAAGGUGCUUGGGCUGAAGACUCCAAGAAUUGGAAUUAGGGUUAAGUGUGAGGGGAUUAGGGUUACUUCUCUUCCAACUGCUAAAGCUCCUGCCACUGCUUCUACUUCCAACGCUAAGUGUAAGGUUGACGUUAGAGUCAAGAUCUGGAAAUGGACCGUGUGAGGGGAAAUUGAAUUUGCAAAAUUAAAGAAAGAAAAGGAAAAGAAAAAAAGGUGGGUGAUAUAAUUUUUUGUUUUGUUUUCUUUCAAAGAUUUUGUAUUAUUUGUCUUAUAUUUUUGUGAAUUUAAUUUUGUGAUUAUUUUUUAUUAUGUUUUGUUAAUGGAAGAAAGGGUGGUGGUUGAUAUUGUAUAUUGUGUUAGAAAGCAAGUUGUUAAGUUGUUGUAUUAAGAAAUUGUUUGUGUAUUAGCUAGGUAUUAUCUGUUUCAAGAUGUAUAUGAUCACACUUUUCCAUUUAGUCGUAUUAUAUGAA